Messenger RNA from Peronospora matthiolae, 603 nucleotides. Lineage: Eukaryota; Oomycota; Peronosporomycetes; Peronosporales; Peronosporaceae. The record is from the annotation of a GenBank genome assembly.
AUGUCUACGCGAUCACCAACGUCCGCCGACUUGGUCAGCCCCAUUAAUGCAAUGAAUGAUACGAAGUUGGUGCAAGAGCAGUCCAAAACGCACCCACACGAGUGUGAAGAGAAGCUUACUCCCGAAUCGAUCACGAAUAUGUUACCUGAUCGUAUGCAAAACAAGUCCCCUGAUUCCCCGGAUGGAAUUACUGUUGGGAGUGGGGAAGUGUGUCGACCGCCCGACCAUCUGGGAUACCAAGAAGCAGCAAUUACCGGUGAAGGAGAACAGGAGUGCACGUCAUACCAACACGCAGUUGGAAAAUUGUUCGUGGAAGAUGUUGGCCAACACAUGGCAGUCUUACCGGAGGUGGACACGACGCUAUGCGAGAUGACGAUUGAGGAUUUACAGGUGAGCGAACCAGGGGUUCCAUUGACGAAAGAGCAAGAAGAAUUACGCCAGCUGAUCCGGAAGAAAAGACAUCUGUUGAUGGGCAAGGGAAACUCCCUCCCGCCUGCGGCUCGAGGCGGUAUAUGUGACAAAGAUGUGGGAGGGGCGACCCCAACGAACAACCAUACACUUCUUGGUCCGAGUGCAACACGCAAAGUGAAUUUAUAUUUAUAA